UUAUUAUUAUUAUUAAAUCAGGGGUCCCCAACUUGGGGGCUACAAAACGGUACUGGGAAACAAUGCAAAUGCUGAUCAGGGGUCCCCAACCCUCAGGACAUGGACCGGUUCCCUUUUGGAGACCCUAAACCCCAUGGGUUCUGGCUAACAACGGGGAGUAGGAUCCUAACCCUAACCAGUCUUUUCCUCUGUCCAAUUAUCACUAAUUACAACCUUACCCAUUGAAACCCUUACCCCCAUGACUAUCUAACAGCCCCGCACACAUAUAUACAUUUAAAUUUGACUUCACUGUAAUGGAGGGCCCUGCAGCCCUGUCCCUGGGGGAGGGGGGUUUUAUGGAGUGUGCACUAGAUCCUGGCCUCCAAUGGAGUGUAGUGUCCGAUUGCUUUCCUUCUAACCCAUUACCAGUACCCUAACUGUGUCUGCAUCCCUGAUUCAAUGGGAACAACCAGCACAUUUAAAAAACAGCCAUAUAUGUUAUAGGAGUGAAUGUGUAGUACAGUCAGCUUAAAAACUGUGUUGACAAAUUCUGCUCAGUUUAAUUUCAUGAAAAAAAUAUUUUGAGAAUCAAAUCUCAUCCUAUUUGUUGUAGGAAGCAAGAAGUAAAAAGGUUGCAACAAACGUUUCUAUCUCAUUACCCGUAUAACAAGAACUUCAGGACCAGAAGUUGCUGCACAUGUUCAGACCUGCAUUUGCAUGAUUUUGACAUGUUAUCAGUUCACUUAGUAUGUAGACAAACUAUAGGAACAAACUAUGAACAAACUCUAUCUAUCACUUCAGAUUUUUGGGGUUAAGAUGCUGGAUUUGGACUCAUUUUUGUGUUUCAGAUUUAUGAACAAACGCGUUCCUUCUAACAAGAGAUACCAGCCCACGGAAUACGAGCAUGCAGCCAACUGUGCGACGCAUGCGUUGUGGAUAAUCCCCAGCCUGCUCGGCAGCUUGCUGUUGCAUUUCUGGUCGGAGGACCAGUGGGAGCGACUGUCAGCCUGGGUGUAUGGGGCGGGGCUCAGCUCGCUCUUCAUCAUCUCCACCCUGUUCCACACUGUGGCCUGGAAGAAGAGCCAUCUACGGUCUGUGGAGCAAUGUUUCCACAUGUGUGACAGGAUGGUCAUCUACUUCUUCAUUGCUGCUUCCUACGCUCCCUGGUUGAACCUGCGGGAGCUGGGGCCAUGGGCAUGCCACAUGCGCUGGCUGGUGUGGGUCAAGGCGUCUUUUGGAACCAACUACGUUUUCUUCUUUCAUGAGAGGUACAAGCUCAUGGAGUUGAUCUGCUACACGGUGAUGGGGCUGUUUCCUGCCCUGGUCAUCUUCUCAAUGUCAGAGCAGUCGGGGUUGUGCGAGCUGCUGGUCGGCGGAGCCUGCUACUGCCUUGGUAUGAUCUUCUUCAAAAGUGACGGCAUUGUUCCGUUCGCUCACGCCAUUUGGCACCUGUUUGUUGCCAUGGGAGCAGCCGUGCAUUACUACGCCAUUUGGAAGUACCUCUAUGCCGCCACGCCGUCUCAGGUCCAGACCGCCAGGUGACAUCAGUGUUGACCUCGUGUGAGGCGACUCCUGGGGUUGGACUGCUUUUUGGUUCAAGCUAAUUCAGGGGUUGCUUCAUCUGGAGGCUUUCAGGGUGGGAGAGUGCUCGCCAUGGGCCCUCAUGAGAAUAAAACUGCCGCUGCAUUCAGGUGACCUUUGUCAGCUCAUAAAGUCUUCGAAAUUCUACUUUUAACAUUAAGGUUUCUUCCAAAAACCUGCUGAGUUCAGCACUAAAACUAAAAACAUCAAACUGACUUUUUUUUAAAAGACCCACUCUAAUCAUCUUUGAAUCUUUUGUAAAAGCAUUUGCAGUGGGCUUUUGAUUACAAUUAGGCCAUUUUUAGUAAAAAACAAAAUAAAAAUUUAUUUUUUUAGGACACAGUUUCUGCAUAGCAACAGGAGAUCAUUAGAGUAACCCCGCCCCCAUUUCCUGUCAUCCAUCUGUUGACAUGUUCUACUGCUAGCUUACAACCCCUCACAACCACAACAUUAAAACACCCAAAACAGAAUUUUCAUCAGACUGGGUCUUUAAAUAGUUUCAUUGUAUCCUUAAAAAAAUCUCACAGAAGAACAAAGACUUAAACUUUUUAAAUUUGGCAAAAACGUAUAAAAUAAACAUGUGGAAUGUUAACAAGAAAGCAGACAAAGUCCUUUAUGAUGACAGUUAUCUUAAAAAUGAGCUUCUAAUGCAGGAAUAUGAAAAAAACAAAAGCAAAACUUUAAAAUGACAAAACCCUGAAAAAAAACCCAAAUAAACCUAAAAUCGAAUUGAGAUUUAAUUUUGUGAAUUUUGGAAGCAGUUCUUGCAGCCAGGCAGCAUUUCAGCCAUUUGUUUUUGCCUUUACAAAUGUGCCUACAAACUCUGCUUUGCAGCCUUAGGAUAUAAUUUCAUGAUUUACCUUAAAUUUAAAGAUUAAAUUAUUUCAAGUACUCUGAGACUUUAUGAGCUGAAGAGGUGGUUUGAAGGCAUCAUGGGAAGUGCACCAUAAACACAGCCCUGCUGAAUUUGAAUAUAAAAUCACAAGAUUUCCCAGGAAUUCUGUGUCAUUCCAGAGAUCCUCCGUCUGCCCGUCCAUGGAGCAUGUCCAGAUUCAGCAUUCACAGGCUGAAGAGUCGGCAUUAUCUGAGUGUCAGGAGGAGAAAAUGUUUACAAUUAGCUGCCUUGACUAUCGUCAGUCCUUUUAGUAUCAUCCUUGUUGAAAGUGUUUGUGCACUUAUUACACAUUUUGAGCUUAAAAUCAGAAUUUAGCGCUCCGGUUGGAAGUGUUAUUGCUGUCAAAUUUAUUAUCCAGGCUGUCGAGACAGUUUGUUUUGAACAAAAGCUGCUUCAGUUGGUGAUCACACUCAGUUUCAUGACUAGAAUGGUGAAGUUUUUAUGUUAAAUAUCCAUAAUCUUGAAGGCUUUAUCUGUGCUCGUCUGCAGUUAUUCACAGCUCAGAAUAUCAAGCAUAUUUACUGAAUCCUAAUAUUAUAGCGCAGUUCAUAAAGUUUAGUGAGUGAAAACGCCAUCUGAACAGUUUAAACAGUAUUUAUCAGCUGUACAGUCUAUGUUUAUUAAAUCUUUUAUUUUAAUGUAUUUUAAUGUUCAAAAUAACAGAAACGAUUUUGCUCAUCCUCAAAGGAGAACCAAAAUCCGACUUAGCACUGCCAAAAAAACAAACAAAAAAACAAGAUGACUCCCUCUGGGAGGGAGGCUGAAACUUGGAUCAGAGCAAAGGCAUCUCAGGUGUGUGUAUUUGUGUUUGUAUUCGAUUCGACACCCGGGAAUCUAAAGCCUCCGAUUGGCUUCGCCGAUGUUUACACGUUAAGCACAUGAACACUUCAAACAAGUUGUCUUAGUCCUGAAUGGAGCCAGAGGUGAGAGGACACUCGUUUCACUGCCAGGAUCAGAACUAUUUUAGACUUGAAAGAACACAAAUCCACAGAUGAGCAUCAGUCACGCUGGUCUGGUUGUUUAGGUGCUGAUGCAGGUUUACGUUGACUCUGCACCCGUCCUGACUCACUACUCUGAAUGAAGCACCUUUUUUUGUUUGUUUUACAUAUUUGUGUAUAUUUGGAAUAUAAAGAUCAAAAGAACACACCUUUAGAGGAGGAAUGACAACUGAUAUCAAAUUCAAAGAGGUUAUAAUAUGUAACCAGAAAGAGACACUAUGCUAGACACAAAAACAAAUCUUUUAUUGUUAAAUUUUCACCAAAACAACAAAAAUCUUAUAAUUUGUUUUUCUCUUUUUAAUUCAUUAAGUAUUAGAGUUAAAGAAAGUUAAGAUUCAGAAAUGAUGGGAUGGAGACCACAACUUUAUUUUUUUUUUAGCUCUUUCAUUUUUAAUGUUAUGCCAAAGUGGUGGAGACAAAGCAAAUUAAAACAUAAUUAUGUGUAUGAAUGCAAUUACAGUGAAUAGAACAUGCAGAAAAAAAGUUGUCUUGUCACUUUUGCACCCCCAAAAAUUUAGGUUUGUUUAUUCCUUCAUGUCAAAAUAUUCUAAUUUGGGAGACGCAGAAGUAGAAAAAUGAGAAUAAACAUGAUCUGUAUGGUAAUGAAGAAGUUGAUUUGAUAUUUUCGUCGUAUUUAAAAUAAAACAUUUUUAUUUUAAUUUUUUUUAUUUAGCUGCACAUCAGGUAUUUCUAAACUAUUUAUAAACGGUGACUGCUUGCAGUUCACUUUUUGUUCUUUCUAGAUGAAUCGAUUGAUGUAUGAAUUCUCAUAAUAUUCAUAUUCAUAUUAAACUGGUUUGUCUGUGGUACUUUUUUGUGCUGUGAAAAGCUGAAAUGAUGCCAACAUUGCUUCUAUAUUUUCUAUUUUGAUUGUAAUAAAAAUGCUUUUUCUUGCA
This is a messenger RNA of Oryzias melastigma (Indian medaka), 4349 nucleotides long. RefSeq names its product monocyte to macrophage differentiation factor 2. Gene Ontology annotation, molecular function: pore-forming activity. The coding region runs from base 754 to 1521 and encodes 255 amino acids. Gene Ontology annotation, cellular component: membrane. The record is from RefSeq and is a predicted model, not a curated record. The transcript is spliced from 6 exons. Lineage: Eukaryota; Metazoa; Chordata; Actinopteri; Beloniformes; Adrianichthyidae.